CAAAAAUGGGGGAGCAAGUAGGUUUAAGCUCCACACCAGAAACAAGCCAAGCGCAGCCAGAUCCGAAAAACAUGCCGGAAACGGCUUUUGUAAUCGCCUUUUGUGUCAAGUUCAUGGAAGCUCUCAACAAAAUUUAUUUCUGGCCAGAAGAGCUGGAUGAAGCUUUAAGCAGCAAUGAAGAAAGUCCAUUACUUGAAAAAUUACAUCGUCUCUUUAUGAGAAACUUGCUAAAUUUAAAGGCUUUACCUGAAAGAAGAAACUGGAUGAAAAAGUUGUCCGAAAUCAUAACUGAUAAAAUCGAAAAUCAAGAAGACUUUUAUCUUGAUCACAACCCCUUGAAACGCGUGAAUGACAAUUAUUAUGCGCUCGGUGUCCGUGACAAGGUAAUGAUUCUGCAGUACCUCGUCAGUUGGCAACUCGUUGGCUCUAAUAAAAUAAGAGAGCUUAUACAAGAACAACACAAAGGAGUAUCAGAAGAGGAAAUUAAACCAUUAGAAGUAGAAGUCCUCGGAGAAGACACUAAAGAGUCGAAAUAUUAUUAUCUUGGUAUUGGUGCUAGAAUUUAUCGUGAGACGCUGGUCCCCGAAUCCGGAAACUCGUCUCUGUCACAUAUAAAAUGGGAGGCUAUAUCAACUACUAUAGAUGAUCUUAAAAAUUUUGCGUCUGAUC
Molecule: messenger RNA, 669 nt
Organism: Racocetra persica
Lineage: Eukaryota; Fungi; Glomeromycota; Glomeromycetes; Diversisporales; Gigasporaceae
Source: the annotation of a GenBank genome assembly